AUGGGUCUCAGGGCUUGCAGCUUGGGCGACAUCACACUCGCAGCCUGCAGAAUCUGCUUUCUUUACUCUUUUCUCUCUCUCUCUUCUGUCUUCCUCUCCCCACUCCCCAACUCCACCAGGUUCGAAAAAGGUGACAGCUGCUCGCCCAGCAGGUCACCCCGCCGCAAGGCGGUCGGUCGAUCUCUCUCGGCAAACUCUCUCCUCUUCACAACCCAGCGACAUCAACCGUUGAGCCUGCUCACGCUCUUUUGGCCUGGAGCUCACCCCUGCCCGGGAUUCUCUGUCCUCCAAAAGGACAACAUCGCCUACCUGGCGAACAUUUCCGGACCGGCCAUUGCCGAAUUCAAUAUUCCGCCUUUCUCUGAGUGCUGGGCGCACUUGUACAACUUGUGCCCUCGCCCUGGCGUCUCCGUCGAUGUGCUUGAGCGGUGCAUCGCUCUCAUCCGUGAGGAGACAGUUCGCUACGUCAACACACUCCCCGCGUCUGUGCAGGCUUCCAUCAAGGAUCGUGCCAAGGAGGACAGUCUUUACUUUGGGUACAUGCGGCAUGAGAUUCAGCUUCCGCAGGGCAAGGAGCUCGCCGCUAUGACUCUUCAGGGGGUGGCUUGGGAGCUGGCGAUCAACCAGAUGCAGGCUUAUGGAUUUCACGCCCGGUUAUGUUGCAAGAAUCUUCUUCGACCUUUCUGA
Molecule: messenger RNA, 687 nt
Organism: Podospora anserina S mat+
Lineage: Eukaryota; Fungi; Ascomycota; Sordariomycetes; Sordariales; Podosporaceae
Exons: 2
Coding region: 1-687 (228 amino acids)
Source: RefSeq, a predicted model, not a curated record